Messenger RNA from Miscanthus lutarioriparius, 1182 nucleotides. The record is from the annotation of a GenBank genome assembly. Lineage: Eukaryota; Viridiplantae; Streptophyta; Magnoliopsida; Poales; Poaceae.
AUGGCGUCGCCGUCCAUCCCCGCGGCUCUCCGCCACCCGCACCUCCCCGCCGGUGGAGUCCUUCUUUUCCACUUGUUCGGGGAUCCAACCUCGCGCUCCGCGCUCUCGUUCAGGCAAAACUUUCUUUCUCCAUCUAGUUUCUGGCACCGCGCCGUGAAACUUUUUGGUGUGUUGGUCGAUCCGGUCGUGGUUAAUUUUGGUUGCUUUUGUUCAGCUGCCCUUAUACUAGAAACGAUAGGAGACAUGCCAAUGAGAAGGUGUCAGACAGAUGUUGGUCCAGUUUUGGCUGCAAGGGGUCCUGGUUUGGGCAACGUUGACAAUCUCCAUCAGAGUUCAAGCUUGUCUAGGAGCUGGGAUUUGAACAGCCAGAUUGAUGAUGACCGCGAUGUACUCAUAGAAUGUAGGGAUGUUCAUAAGUCAUUUGGUGACAAACAUGUAUUAAGAGGUGUCAGUUUCAAGAUUAGACAUGGUGAAGCAGUCGGGAUAAUUGGACCUUCAGGAACAGGCAAGUCAACUAUUUUGAAGGUUAUGGCAGGGCUGCUAGCCCCAGACAAGGGUGAUGUAAUCAUUUGUGGAAAGAAAAGACAUGGUUUAGUUAGCGACGAGGAUAUAGAGGGUGUCCGCAUUGGUUUGGUCUUUCAAAGUGCUGCACUUUUUGAUUCUCUCACAGUUCGCGAAAAUGUUGGAUUCCUUUUAUAUGAAAAUUCAAGCUUACCCGAGGACCACAUUGGUAAAUUAGUAACAGAAACUUUGGCUGCAGUAGGACUAAAGGGUGUUGAAGAUCGUAUGCCAUCCGAGUUGUCUGGUGGCAUGAAAAAGCGUGUUGCUCUAGCACGUUCGAUAAUAUUUGAUGAUACAAAGGAUGUAGUCGAGCCAGAGGUCCUUUUAUAUGACGAACCUACAGCUGGGCUCGACCCGAUUGCAUCAACUGUCGUGGAAGACCUUAUACGUUCUGUCCAUAUGACUGGACGGGAUGCUCUUGGUAAGCCAGGAAAAAUAGCUUCCUAUGUUGUUGUGACCCAUCAGCAUAGCACAAUAAGAAGAGCUGUGGAUAGGUUGCUAUUUCUUCACGAGGGGAAGGUAGUCUGGGAAGGAAUGACACAUGAGUUUACAACAUCAACUACUCCAAUUGUUCAACAGUUUGCAUCUGGUAGCUUGGAUGGGCCCAUACAAUAUUUUUGA